Molecule: messenger RNA, 1797 nt
Organism: Owenia fusiformis
Lineage: Eukaryota; Metazoa; Annelida; Polychaeta; Sabellida; Oweniidae
Source: the annotation of a GenBank genome assembly
UUCAGCUAGAUUAAAGACAGCAAGAUUGUUGCAAAGUGUUUCUAAAUAUUUCAUAAUGGGAGAUACAAUAGUUUCAACCCUUCUACAAUUACUUGUCGUGACGUUUAUUGGACUAUGUCUGGCACAGCCGACACCCCCGGGGCUGAGGGCACGAAUAACAACGAAGGGAAUGGAUUAUGUAUCCAGUGUAGCUGUAAAGAUACUCCGAGAGAAAGUUCGGGGCAUACGUAUAAAAGAUGUCUUUGGCGAAUCGCAUAUCGGAAUAGGCGAUGCCAAAUACAGUUUCACAAGAAUGCAGCUUGAGGGGUUCUCAGGUCUCGGAACCAAGGUUGUCCCAGUGGCGGGACGAGGUUUGGAGUGGACAGCUAAUAUCGGGGAUCUAAGUGUUAACGGAGGCUGGGAAUACGAAUUGGAAUUAUUCUUCUUCGAUAUCGAUGACGAUGGGAGUUUCUCAGCCUCAGUUUCGGAUGUUAGUUUCAAGAUGGGCCUUUCACUUGGUCGUGACCCCCAGGGCCAUCUGACUGCACGCUCAAGUAGUUGUUCCGCUAAUGUAGGGGGCGCUAGUGUUAGAUUUAGCGGUGGGGCCAGUUGGCUUUACAAUCUCUUCUCAGAUGAAGUCGAGGAUUUACUCAAGGACGAAUUGAAAGAAAUAAUUUGUCGUGAGGCAAUAGAAGCUGUCAACGAUGACGCAAACAGAUACCUUUCGCGUAUUGACCUAAGUGUUGGACUGGGCAAGGACGACCAAAUGAUGCUAGAUUAUGCCAUUGCUGCUGCGCCGAUUUUUACUGUAAACCAUGUGGAAACGUAUCACAAGGGUGACGUUUAUUGGACAGCAGGUGAGCAGAGGAGCUCAGUCCGAGGCCCCGCUCCGCUUCCCGAGAGCACAGAGAGUUCAAGCAUGUUAUACGUCUGGGCCUCCGAUUACGUUCUACGUACGUUUGCGGACAUUGUACAAACACAUGGCAUACUGCAGAGACAUCUGCAUCCGAAUGACUUUCCCAUUCAUAGGCGAGGCGUAUUUAACACUACCUGUCACGUAGGGCUGUGUAUAGGUGGCGCAAUGGCACAGCUUGGUCGAACGUACCCAAACACGACAAUGUCUAUGCGAUUGGCAAGCUCGGUCACACCGAACGUUACCAUAACCCCCCGUGGCGUGCGAUUACGUUUCCAAGGAAGCAUUGAAUUCUCGGCAAAUGUUCUUGGUGAAGAGAAGCAUGCCCUCACUGCAAAUGUGACUUUAUUCAUCUUGGCCAGCGCAUCAAUUGAUGCACAGAACAACAGGGUAACUGGACAGAUCGCUCGUCAUCGCGUGAGAAUAGCUGUGGCAGAUUCAGCCAUAGGGUUCGUACAUGAUGCUGGCCUGCAGUUCUCCGUCGCAGCCAUAUUGAACAUGUUCGUUGUCCCGCAGUUAAAUGAACUUGGAGCAAAGGGGAUUUCUAUUCCAAAUAUUGGUGAAGUGAAAUUGGUGAAUCCUCAUCUACAGUUGUUCCAGAAUGCGAUCAUGGUGAAAACCGAUGUUAGUGGCAUCCCUCGAGAUUGAGAUGGACAGUUUGAUAACAUAUUGGACGCUAAAUUAAUUCGUACACAAAAUCCUUUUGCACGAUGUGUGUAUGAGCAACUCAAUCUAUAUAACUUGCAGUCAGUUGGUCAAAAAAUGGUGCUUUAUAUAUAUAGCAAGUGCAAUUAUACUGCUAACUGACUGCACUUAUAGAACUUGUUCUCUAUUUGUAUAAUUAUAUCAUCUUUUGCACUGUUAAAAGUUAAAACCCUCCUGAUAUAGAAAAUGUAAAUAAUUAU